CCAGGGGUGAGAGGGAGGAAACCCGGCCGCCAGGGGCGGGGAGAGGGCGGGCGGCUCGGAGCUGCUCACUUUCCCUGGAGGGACCUACCCUGUUGCCACCGCCGCGGUGGCCCUUGGGAGCCAAGGAAGAGGGGCGGCCUGAUGCUGCGGCCCAGACAGGGCCUCCGGCUGCCAGCAGCACGGAGCGGAGCGCAGAGGCCCGAGCGGGUGGCGGUGCCUUGCCUGAAGUCGGAACCGCAUCCUGGACCUGAAGGACAGAGUCACGGCCAUCAGCAGGCAUCCGGAGCAGUGCUGGGGUGAGCACCCCCUCGGGGUCCAUGUGCCCGCCCGAGGCCCAGGCAGAGGUGGGCCCCACCAUGACCGAGAAGGCCAAGAUGGUGUGUGCCCCCAGCCCAGUGCCUGCCCCGCCCCCAAAGCCUGCCUCGCCUGGGCCCCCAAAGGCGGAGGAGGUGGGCCACAGAGGCUCCUCGCCACCCAGGCUGCCCCCUGGCGUGCCAGUGAUCAGCCUGGGCCACACCAGGCCCCCAGGGGCAGCCAUGGCCACCACGGAACUAAGCACCCUCCGUCCCCCGCUGCUGCAACUCUCCACCCUGGGAACCGCCCCACCGCCCCUGGCCCUGCAUUACCACCCUCACCCCUUCCUCAACAGCCUCUACAUUGGGCCGGCAGGACCUUUCAGCAUCUUCCCUAGCAGCCGGCUGAAGCGGAGACCAAGCCAUUGUGAGCUGGAGCUGGCUGAGGGGCACCAGCCCCAGAAGGUGGCCCGGCGCGUGUUCACCAACAGUCGGGAGCGCUGGCGGCAGCAGAACGUGAACGGCGCUUUCGCCGAGCUCAGGAAACUGCUGCCAACGCACCCGCCCGACCGGAAGCUGAGCAAGAACGAGGUGCUCCGCCUUGCCAUGAAAUACAUCGGCUUCCUGGUGCGGCUGCUGCGCGACCAGGCAGCGGCUCUGGCCGCAGGCUCCGCCCCUCCAGGGCCCCGCAAACGGCCGGCGCACCGCGCCCUGGACGACGGCGCCCGCCGCGGGCCUUGUCGCAGGGCCGAGGUGGUGGCGCGCCCGCAGCCCGCGCCCCCAGGCGGCCCCGAUGGCAGCCCCGGUGGGGCGGGCCGACCCAUCAAGACAGAAAAAGCGGCUGUGAGUCCGGAGGUGCGAUGACCUCCACGGUG
Eubalaena glacialis (North Atlantic right whale) is the source of this 1168-nucleotide messenger RNA. It is a transcript of the gene LYL1, whose product is annotated as LYL1 basic helix-loop-helix family member. NCBI's taxonomy places the organism in Eukaryota, Metazoa, Chordata, Mammalia, Artiodactyla, Balaenidae. The coding region runs from base 318 to 1157 and encodes 279 amino acids. The transcript has 4 exons. Gene Ontology annotation, biological process: regulation of transcription by RNA polymerase II. Gene Ontology annotation, molecular function: RNA polymerase II cis-regulatory region sequence-specific DNA binding; protein dimerization activity; DNA-binding transcription factor activity, RNA polymerase II-specific. The record is from RefSeq and is a predicted model, not a curated record.